AUGAGUUCGGAAGCAACGAAUCAAUCACGACAAUUGAAUAUUUUAUCUCUACAAGCGAAACCACGAUUGUCUAUCGACGUUAACGACUGUCGUAAUGUAUUAGCUUCGAAUGAAAAAUAUUUACUCUGUUACGCACACGAUCGUUUUUUGUUAAUUGAUGAACAAGGAAAUGAAGAGUUAAGUGUACAAUCUGAUCUUACCUUUUAUGAUAUGUGUUGGUCAUCAUAUUUAAAUCAAUUUAUUAUUUUGAGUCGUUCAGGUGAAUUGUAUGCACUGGAUACCAAUGAAAAACAGUUGAAACAAAUUAAAAUAUUUGAUCAAAUUAUGUCAAUUUGCACCUGCUAUGAGAAAACAUUCAUUUGCAGUAACGGAACAAAAAUUGAGAAAUACAAUUUAUCUAAUUGGCAGUUGGAACAAACAUUUGAAGAAAAUAUUCCGUAUACAGGAAUUAGUCAAAUUCGAUUCAAUAGCGAUGGUACUCGUCUUGGAUUUAUAAUAGAUAUAGAAGGUAGAAUUUUUCGUGAUCAAUGGUUUAGUUUACGUAAUCCUAGUGAUAUGAGUAAGUUGCAAAACAUGACUAAGGUUGGUUACGGUUCUUUUUCUUGGCUUCUCGCAUUACCUCGAAACGAGCAAUACGAGUAUAUGGCAACUAUAUGUUCACAAAAUAACAUUUAUUUACUGAAGUACGAUAGGGAACUUAAUAACGAAAUUAUCUUUGGUUAUCCAGAAAAUAUCACGUCAACAUCUAUAAUCAACGAUAAAUGUCUAGUUAUACAUACAAAUAAUCCUGACAAACUUCAUUUCUACGAUAUAUAA
This is a messenger RNA of Adineta steineri, 816 nucleotides long. Lineage: Eukaryota; Metazoa; Rotifera; Eurotatoria; Adinetida; Adinetidae. The record is from the annotation of a GenBank genome assembly.